UCCAGCUAGAGCUAGCUCAAGAAAAUGGUUCUUCAAUUGAAUCAGCUCCUAUGCUCUUUUGAGUCUCUUAAAAUUAGGCAACAUGCUUUUGCUUUUCCACCGUUAAUGUCGUCCAAACAGCUUAUUAGAUCUCCAAAGUUCUUCAUGAUGACCUCCACUCUUCAACCUCAUGCGAAUAAUAGUAGAGAGGCGGAGACUAAUUCGAAAAAGUCUUCAAAAAUUUGUCCUAAAAGAACUACUAGUACCAGAAGCAACUGCUUGCUGAUGCCACCCGAGAAGGCUGAGAUAUUCAAGUCAAUGGAAGAUUGGGCCACAAGUAACCUCUUGCCUCUUCUGAAGCCAGCUAAGGAGUGUUGGCAGCCACAAGAUUUCUUACCCGAUCCAACCUCGGAGGGAUUCCAUGAUCAACUCAGAGAAAUCAGGGCAAGGACGGAGCAAAUCCCCGACGAAUACUUCGCCGUUCUAGUCGGCGACAUGGUCACUGAAGAAGCCCUUCCUACUUAUCAGUCACGUCUUAAUGGAACUCAUGUAUUUCAUGACCAAACAGGCGCAGAUCAAACUCCAUGGGCUAUUUGGGGAAGAGGAUGGAGUGCUGAGGAAAACAGGCAUGGAGAUCUUCUCAACAAAUAUCUUUAUCUCUCCGGUCGAGUUGACAUGAAACAAGUCGAGACCACAAUUCAAUAUCUCAUUGGUGCAGGAAUGGAGAUCGGGACUGGAAACAACCCGUAUCUGUGGGCCAUAUACACAUCAUUUCAGGAAAGAGCAACAGCAAUCUCUCAUGGAAACACAGCCAAACUUGCGAGGCAACAUGGGGACAUAAAGCUUGCCCAAAUAUGUGGCAUAAUUGCUUCUGAUGAAAAACGACAUGAAAGUGCAUAUACCAAAAUAGCUGAGAAGAUAUUUGAGCUUGAUCCAAACGACAUGGUUGUGGCCUUCGCAGACAUGAUGAGAAGGAAAAUCUCAAUGCCUGCUCAUUUUAUGUACGACGGUUGUGACGAUAACCUUUUCCAACACUUCUCUAAUGUUGCCUCUCGCAUUGGUGUCUACACAGCCACCGAUUACAGACAAAUCUUGGAACAUUUGGUGGCCAAAUGGAAUGUCGAGAAGCUUACUGGGCUUUCAAGUGAUGGGCGAGAAGCCAGAGAUUAUGUCUGUGGGCUAGCCCAGAGGAUUAAAAGGCUAGAAGAGAGAGCCCAAUCCAAGACCCAAGAAGUAACGCCCAUUUCUUUUAGCUGGAUUUUUGGUAGACAAGUAUGAUUUUGUCUGGAAGUAAAAGUCUGGUCUUUUGUUUUCUUGGGCAAUACAUGGUCGAUGUUGAAGUUCAAAAUUCCAAUAUAUUUUAAGAGCUUUUUUUU
Morus notabilis is the source of this 1355-nucleotide messenger RNA. RefSeq names its product stearoyl-[acyl-carrier-protein] 9-desaturase, chloroplastic. Gene Ontology annotation, biological process: defense response; fatty acid metabolic process. The transcript has 3 exons. The record is from RefSeq and is a predicted model, not a curated record. Bases 25 to 1257 code for a protein of 410 amino acids. Gene Ontology annotation, molecular function: stearoyl-CoA 9-desaturase activity; stearoyl-[ACP] desaturase activity. Gene Ontology annotation, cellular component: chloroplast stroma. NCBI's taxonomy places the organism in Eukaryota, Viridiplantae, Streptophyta, Magnoliopsida, Rosales, Moraceae.